This is a messenger RNA of Momordica charantia (bitter melon), 2716 nucleotides long. It is a transcript of the gene DXPS3, whose product is annotated as 1-deoxy-D-xylulose 5-phosphate synthase 3. Gene Ontology annotation, biological process: terpenoid biosynthetic process. The record is from RefSeq and is a predicted model, not a curated record. Gene Ontology annotation, molecular function: 1-deoxy-D-xylulose-5-phosphate synthase activity. Lineage: Eukaryota; Viridiplantae; Streptophyta; Magnoliopsida; Cucurbitales; Cucurbitaceae.
AAUUUAUGGAUAUUGUAGAAGAGGCCAACGGCAGUCCAUGGUAAUGUUUUGGGCUGCAGGCCUGCCAUGGUUGAGAGCACAGAGAAAGCGUUCUACACCACCAGUUAUUCUAUGAUUCUUCCAUGAAGUCACAUCCAAUUCCACUGUUGUCGAUAAUAUCAGUGUCGAUAUUGGGUUAUUGGUUUGUUGUUCUUCCCGCUUGAGCCUUGAGCUUUUGUUUAAUUCCUUGUACUGGGGGAGCAUAUUUUACGAUCCUUCACAGUUGUGCUGCUGUUUCAUUCAUGGGGACAGCUUCAACUGGUUACCCAUUUGGAAUCGCUGUCCAUUCGCAUGGAAACUCUGCGGUCUUGCCUCACAAAUUGGAAUUUUCGCGCUCUAAAUUCCCUCUCCAAGCUGAAUUUUCGAGAGCCAAUCCGCACUCCAGCUCUGUUUCCAGUAGUUCUGCUAAGUUACCAGUUCAUAAGAUCCAUUGUUUACCUGACAUUGAUAAUAUCUUCUGGGAUAAAGUUCCAACGCCCAUACUUGAUGUGAUUGAAAAUCCUAUCCAUUUGAAGAAUUUAUCUCCUAAGGAACUGAAACAAUUAGCCGAAGAAAUUCGUUCGGAGUUGUCUUCCUUUCUAUCGAACGUGCAAAAAUCUUAUAAAGCCAGUUUGGCAGUGGUGGAGCUGACUGUUGCCUUACACCAUGUUUUCCAUGCUCCGGUUGAUAAGAUAUUGUGGGAUGCAGGAGAAGAGACCUAUGCGCACAAGAUUCUUACUGGAAGACGACCUCUCAUGGGUACAUUGCGUAAAAAGAAUGGUCUUUCUGGGUCAACAUCUCGGUCCGAAAGUGAAUUUGAUCCGUUUGGUGCUGCACAUGGCUGCAACAGUGUAUCUGCUGGACUUGGCAUGGCAGUCGCUCGGGAUAUAAAAGGUAAGCGUGAAAGAAUAGUUACAGUAAUUAACAAUGGGUCAACUAUGGCGGGGCAAAUAUAUGAAGCAAUGAGUAAUGUGGGAUAUUUGGACUCAAAUAUGAUAGUGAUCUUAAAUGACAGUCGGCAUUCUUUACACCCAAAACUUGAUGAUGGCUCUAAGACAUCUGUCAAUGCUUUGUCUAGCACUCUCAGCAGGCUUCAGUCCAGCAAAUCCUUUCGAAAGUUUCGUGAAGCUGCUAAGGGUGUAACUAAAAAAAUUGGUAAAGGAAUGCAUGAAUUGGCUGCCAAGGUGGACCAAUAUGCUCGUGGCAUGAUGGGUCCAACGGGAUCUACCCUUUUUGAAGAGCUUGGACUGUAUUAUAUAGGCCCUGUUGAUGGCCACAAUAUGGAGGACCUCAUUUGUGUUUUACAAGAAGUCGCAUCACUUGAUUCAAUGGGUCCAGUUUUGGUACAUGUCAUAACUGAAGAAAACUAUGUAGAAGGGCGUCAGAGGGGUGUGGGCAAGCCACUGGGAGGUUUAUGUAACAUAGAUUCAUUGCUGCUAGGAACUGAUUCUCGAACGUAUAGUGAUUGCUUUGUGGAGGCUUUGAUUGUGGAGGCAGAGAAGGACAAAAACAUUGUGACAGUGCAUGCUGGGAUGCAGAUGGAGCCAUCGAUUCAACUGUUUCGGGAAAGAUUUCCCGAUAAGUUUUUUGAUGUGGGUAUGGCUGAGCAACAUGCAGUUACAUUUGCCGCAGGCUUAUCGUGUGGUGGAUUGAAGCCAUUUUGUGUAAUUCCUUCUGCUUUUCUACAGAGGGCGUAUGAUCAGGUGAUACAUGAUGUUGAUCGGCAGAGAAUUCCCGUACGUUUUGUAAUUACCAGUGCCGGGUUGGUAGGAUCUGAUGGUCCCAUACAAUGUGGUGCAUUCGAUAUAACAUACAUGUCAUGCUUGCCGAACAUGAUUGUAAUGGCUCCCGCAGAUGAGAAUGAGCUAGUGCACAUGGUGGCCACCGCGGCACACAUUGAUGAUCAACCAGUAUGCUUUCGGUAUCCAAGAGGCUCCAUUGUCACCACUGACAACCUUAUCCUUGAAGGGGUUCCCAUUGAAAUUGGAAAAGGGAGGGUUCUUGCUGAGGGUAAGGAUGUUGCUUUGCUUGGGUAUGGGGCAAUGGUUCAAAACUGCCUCAAUGCUCGGGCCCUUCUCUCAAGGUUCGGUGUCGAGGUUACAGUUGCCGAUGCAAGGUUCUGCAAGCCACUCGACAUAGCGCUUCUUCGCCAACUUUGUGAAAACCAUGCAUUUCUAAUCACAGUUGAGGAAGGUUCAAUUGGAGGCUUCGGAUCUCAUGUCGCACAAUUCAUUGCUCUCGAUGGACGGCUGGAUGGAAGAAUCAAGUGGCGGCCGAUAGCUCUACCGGACAAUUACAUAGAGCAGGCAUCACCACAAGAGCAGCUCUCCCUUGCCGGGUUGACUGGAAAUCACAUAGCUGCAACGGCAUUAAGCCUGCUCGGCCGCCCCCGUGAAGCGCUACUCAUGAUGUGUUAGGUUAGAUCUUCCAACUCUCUGUUUCUGUUGAAGCUGAAGAACUCUAACAGUUUGAAAUUCACAUUCACCUAACCAAAGAAGAUGGAAAUCAUCAGAGGUAGCAGCAUUUUAGAUAUCAAUUUGUUGUACAUACUGCACUUUCAAUGGUUUUCUUCCCUGUUUUUGUACCCAAUUCUGCCUCUCAUACAUUCACACAGAAAGGAAAGUUCUUCAAUUCUUUUUCCUUGCUGUUUUCAUCAUCUCAUUAUAAUGUAAAUGGAAAGUGAAACUUGUAUGUACAA